AAAAGGCUGCAGAGGAUGACGACCCCGGAUGGAAAUGGAAUAAUCAUGGCGGCCCAGAGAGGAAAAGCCGACCUGCCCUGCCCUGCCCUGCCCUGCUCCGUCUGCCGGCGGGCCCAGAUCGGCCCACCCCGCGCAAGCCCCGAGGCCACCCGCCCAACGCCAAAAAGUGGAAAGGGGCCAUCCAAGCGACAGGCGCACGUGACGUGGCUUAUCCCCCUCUCGCUCUCGCCCCGCAUCCACCCUCCAAGCAGCAAGCAGCAGCAGCCAUCGGCCAUGGCCGCGGCGGCCUUCCUCUCCGCCAGGGCGGCGCCCGCGCUGCUCUCUCCCUUGCGCUCGCGCAGGCUGUACCGCCGCCUCGUCGCAUCCUCGUCCUCCGCCGGGGGUCAAGGUGGUGGCGGGGGAGUGGAGUUCCAGGGGAAGGUGGGCUUCCUGGGGCUCGGGAUCAUGGGCGCGCCCAUGGCAUCCAACCUCAUCAGCGCAGGCUGCGACGUUACGGUGUGGAACAGGACCAAGAGCAAGUGCGAUCCCCUCCUCAGCCUCGGUGCCAAGUACGAGCCUUCACCGGCCCAAGUCGCUUCAUCUUGUGACGUGACAUUCGCGAUGCUCGCUGAUCCACAAAGCGCGGCUGAGGUUGCAUGCGGGUCCAGUGGAGCUGCUGAAGGGCUGGCCCCUGGGAAAGGCUAUGUCGAUGUGUCGACGGUUGAUGGUGCUACAUCCAAGCUGAUCGCUGAACGCAUUACAAGUACCGGGGCAUCUUUUCUUGAGGCUCCAGUUUCAGGCUCGAAAAAGCCAGCAGAAGAUGGGCUGCUCAUCUUUCUCACCGCAGGUGAUGAAUCCUUGUACAAGAGAGUGGCGCCCCUCCUUGAUGUCAUGGGGAAGUCAAGAUUUUAUCUUGGCGAUGUAGGCAAUGGUGCGGCAAUGAAGAUCGUGGUUAACAUGGUCAUGGGGAGCAUGAUGGUUUCCUUCUCAGAAGGGUUGCUCCUGAGUGAAAAAGUUGGCUUAGACCCUAAUACUCUUGUUGAGGUUAUUUCCCAGGGUGCUAUCAGUGCCCCCAUGUUCUCCCUUAAGGGCCCAUCCAUGGUUAAAGCUGCAUAUCCUACUGCCUUUCCUCUGAAGCAUCAACAGAAGGACAUGAGGCUCGCAUUGGCCCUGGCGGAAUCAGUGUCCCAGUCCAUUCCUACAGUUGCAGCUGCGAACGAGCUGUACAAGGCUGCAAAAUCGCUUGGCCUUAGUGACCACGACUUCUCGGCGGUUAUUGAAGCACUUAAAUAAAGCCAAAGUGCAGAGCUCACAGCAGUAGGUGUUGCCUGUUCAGCUGCCAUCGAGGCAGCAUUUUGUUUUGAUGAGGAAUGAAAAGGGAAAUUUUCAAGAUCACUGCAGAAAAGUUUUGUUUAUUUUGAAUACAUUUAAGUACUGAACAAUACACUAUAUUUAAAAUUUGUAAAAAUUUUCUCAGAACAAUACAAUUUCUGUAUUUGUAAAAAUUUUCGCGAACAUUGCAGUGGCA
Messenger RNA from Sorghum bicolor (sorghum), 1507 nucleotides. Its product is annotated as glyoxylate/succinic semialdehyde reductase 2, chloroplastic. The record is from RefSeq and is a predicted model, not a curated record. Gene Ontology annotation, cellular component: chloroplast. Gene Ontology annotation, molecular function: glyoxylate reductase (NADPH) activity; NADP binding; NAD binding. The coding region runs from base 16 to 1272 and encodes 418 amino acids. The transcript has 12 exons. NCBI's taxonomy places the organism in Eukaryota, Viridiplantae, Streptophyta, Magnoliopsida, Poales, Poaceae.